AUGGGUGGGAAGACGGCUUCGCCGGUGAAAGAAGUGGUCAGCCUCAUUGACCAGGGGAAGAUGAGAAUAGAGCACGAGAAUGGAAAUAGAAUGCUGCCAAAGGUUGUUACAGACCCUGCCGUUAUUCAGGAGAUGUGCUCACCGUGGCGAGAGGCCUUGGUGAUUUCCCUUCUAGGAAAACGCUUGGGUUUUAGGACCAUGAAAGCCCGGCUUGCGUCAGUAUGGAGACUGGUUGGAGAUUUUGAUUUACUGGAUAUCGAUAAAGGGUUCUAUAUGGUCAAAUUUGACAUUGCUGCUGACAGAGCCAAGGUUAUGGAGGGAGGUCCAUGGAUGAUCUUUGAUCACUAUCUGGCAGUAGCUACAUGGAGCAAAGAGUUUCUCUCCCCUUUGGCUAGGGUUACGAAGACGCUAGCGUGGAUUCGUAUCCCUGGGUUGAACGUUGUUUUCUAUGAUGAGAGUUACCUCCUUGGUGUGGCUUCUGCAGUUGGGAGGCCUGUUAGAGUUGAUUCUAAUACUCUUCGGGCAGAGAGAGGAAAGUUUGCUCGAAUCUGUGUGGAGCUUGACCUCACCCUUCCAGUUAUCGGCAAAGUUUGUAUCGAAGGUCAUUGGCAUAGGAUCGAGUACGAGGGAUUACAUGUUAUCUGCACGAGCUGUGGGUGCUAUGGCCACCGAGCCAGGGAGUGUAAGGCGGCACCAUUGGCCUUCAUGCCGCCACAGCCGGUGGUGGCUACUACGCAAGUAGGUCAGAUUCAGCAUCCUGUGGCCAACGGGGUGACGGUUACGGGGAUGGAGGAGAGAGAACGUGCUGUCGAGGAGGUUUCUAAAACGGACGUGAUCAUGGGAGAAGAUUCUGGGGGGAACAUGGGCGAAGAGUCCGCAUGGAAAAUUCAAGGAAAUUUAAAUGUGGGCUCCGCAAUCAGUGUUGAUGCCGUUACCAAGGAGGGAGAUCACGAAAUUCUUGGUGAUUGGUUGGUGGUGACCAAGAAAAAACGGAAUCCUAAAAAUCAUGGGAAAUUAAUGAUUGAGGAAAAAGGUUUGAAGAAGGAAUUAACGGAUCCCAAAGCUAGUGCAUCACUUGGAGGAGACAAGGCUUUAAAAAAGACAAAGCCGUCGGGGCCCACACCAAUUAUGAAGAAGAAAGAGGAGAUGCACGUGAAAGUGGUUAUUUCCCUUAAGAUUGCUUCUGGUCACUCUAGCUGGGUUUGUUCGGGGGUUUACGCUAGUCCUAUUCCUCUCCAGCGGCGGUUAUUGUGGGAUCACCUUCGUGCUAUCGCGGGGAGUAUUCAGGAGUCGUGGGCUCUUCUUGGGGAUUUUAAUGACACAACUGGUGCUUCUGAGCAAAGAGGUGGGGUAUUCUCGUCUUCUCGGGCUCGGAUGUUCCUGGACAACAUUAACAGCUGCGAUUUAGUGGACAUAGGUGCGUCGGGUCUUCAGUUCUCUUGGUUCAGACGGUGUGCGGGAAGGUUGCCCAUUCACAAGCGUCUUGAUAGGGCUUUGGCGUCCUUGCUGUGGCGGACUACCUUUCCUGAGGGGGGGUUGGAAGUCCUGCCUAGGCUUCACUCGGAUCACAACCCUAUUAUUCUUCGUUGUGGGAAGAAAGUGGAGAGUCGUGGCCAGCGUCCUUGCAGAUUUGAAGCGGCUUGGAUGAUGCACCCUCAGUACAAAAAAGUAGUGGUUGAUGCCUGGGCUAAGGGAAGGCCGUGUGUUCCUAUUGCUCUCCAUGAGGUCCGAGAAGAUUCUGUGGACUUCAAUCGGAAAACGUUUGGGAAUAUUUAUCGGAGGAAAAAGCAUGUGGAGAAUUGCAUUGCUACUGUUCAAACUAAGCUUGAGACCGUAGACUCUAUUGCUCUUUUUCUCCAGCUUGAGGGGUUAAAGAAGGAGCAUAGUGACAUUCUAGCCCAGGAAGAGAUGCUUUGGUUCCAAAAAUCCUGGGAGAAGUGGGUCAAAUAUGGUGAUAGAAACACAACUUUCUUCCAUGCUCAAACAGUUAUCAGGAGGAAGAGGAACCGUAUCACGAGUCUCAUCCUUCCAGAUGGGUCGCGGUGUGAUGAUGCUGAUAGGUUCCAACAAGGAGCUAUUGACUUUUUUAAAUCUCUUUUUGCAGGUACUGUAGAUGUGGACACUACUUGUCUUCCCACACCGGAUUUGCCAGUCAUUCCGUCUGAGCAUGUCCCUCUUCUUGUUCAGGAGGUUUUUAAGGAUGAGGUCUUUGCGGCGCUGCAGCAAAUGGGCUCCUAUAAAGCUCCUGGUCCCGAUGGGUUUCAUGCUGCUUUCUAUAAGUCUUAUUGGGACGUCGUCGGGGACGAUGUCUUCUUGUACAUCAAAAAGGUGUUUGAAACGCAGCAGGUGGAUCCGGCGCUAGGGGAGACUCUUGUGGUUCUUAUCCCUAAGUGUGAUUGUCCGGCUUCGUAUAAGGAUUUUAGGCCCAUCAGCUUGUGCAAUGUCCUCUACAAGUUGAUUACUAAAAUUCUGGUGAACAGGAUCCGACCCAUUCUUAAUGAUAUCAUUAGCCCCAUGCAGAGUAGCUUUAUCCCAGGGAGGAGCACUAGUGAUAAUGCGAUUUCCCUUCAGGAGAUUGCCUAUCAUCAGCGGAAAGCUAGGAAGAAAGGGGGUAAUUUGGUUUUUAAACUUGAUCUUGAGAAGGCUUAUGACCGGGUUGACUGGAGGUUCCUUGAGGCGACUUUGGUGGCUUUUGGUUUCCCUGAGGCUUGUAUUAAUUUGAUUAUGAGGUGUGUGUCAGCUUCUCAAUUGUCUAUUCUCUGGAAUGGGGAGCGUAGUGAGACUUUCGCCGCCAAGAGGGGUCUGAGGCAAGGUGACCCGUUGUCUCCCUACCUGUUUGUCCUUUGUAUGGAGAGGCUGAGCUCGGCAAUAUCCUCCGCAGUCCUUCAGGGGAGAUGGGAUCCUAUCUGUACUGUGCGGAAUGGUCCAGGAUUAUCCCAUUUAUUUUUUGCGGAUGACGUUUUCCUCUUUGUGAAAGCUAGGAAUAAUCAAGUGAGAUUCUUGAAGACCCUCUUAGACACCUUUUGUCGUGCUUCUGGAAUGAAGGUGAAUGAGGCUAAGUCCAAAAUUCUGGGUUGUAAUGGCAUGAGCUUGCAGAAGAAGAACUGUAUAGCUGCCAUUGCCGGUAUCCAGUUUACGUCGGAUAUUGGUUGGUACCUUGGCUUCCCCAUCUUCCAACGUCGGGUUACCGCUAGGGACUUUGAGUAUAUUUUUGAUAGGAUAAAUGGCAGACUUGCUAGCUGGAAGAGUAAGCUUCUGAAUAGAGCGGGGCGCUUAACCCUUGCGCAAUCGGUAGUGUCCGCUAUGCCGGCCUAUUGCAUGAGCCAAGUGUGGGUGCCGCAAGGUAUUUGUGAUAGAUUGGAUGCUGUGGUGAAGAAUUUUGUGUGGAAGGAUAGGCAUGGUCGUGGGAUAAACUUGGUGGGUUGGGAUCGAAUUGCUCAGCCAAAGAAGUGUGGGGGUCUUGGUCUCAGGAAGGCGAGGGAUCACAACGUUGCGCUCUUGGGGAAGCAGGUGUGGCCGUUGGUGUCUGAUUGUGAGAAACCGUGGGUGAGUCUGAUGAAAGCAAAGUAUUUUCCAGGAGGGUGUUUCUUAUCUUCUGAGGCUAAACCAUGGUCCCCGGUGUGGCGUGCUUUCUUGAAGACGCGUGACAUAUUCCAUUCGGGUUUUGAGUUCCAAGUUGGGGAUGGCCAGUCAUCGCUUUGGUACCGUCCCUGGUGUUCCCCUGUUCCGCUGUGUCAAUUAGUCCCGUUUGUGGAUAUUCAUGAUAUCGAGCUUCGAAUCAGGGAUAUCUGGGAUAAUGGGGUUUGGAGGCUUGAGUGGCUGUGGACUCAGGUUCCGGGUCACGUAGGGAGCUUAAUCCGUCAGUUUCCGGCUAGGCUCAACGCGCGUGUGUGUGAUGGGGUGCGGUGGAAGGGCCACAUCUCGGGGAAUUACUCUACCAGCUCGGGCUAUAACUGGCUUCUAGAGAGCAGAGGUAUUCUAGGGCAUGGCUCCUUGGAUUCAGGGUCGAGUUGGGGUUGGAUUUGGCGUCUCAAAGCUCCGCUUAAGUGUAUUAUCGUCAUCUGGUUAGCGUGUCAUAAUGCUUUACCUACGAAUGAGUGCAGAUUCCGGCGGGGAAUGUCGCCUGAUGCGGUGUUUCGGCUGUGUAAUACCGGGGAUGAGAUAGUGCUGCACUGUCUUAGAGACUGCUCUCGGGUUCAAGACGUUUGGAGGCGUUUGGGCUUUGAUACGGUGGGGAACGUGUUCUCGGUUAUGGAUUCCAAGGUGUGGCUUCGUAGCUUGUUGCAGAACUCGGAUCCUACGGCGGUGGCUACUCUUUGGUGGAUUUGGAGGAGACGCAACACCUGGUGUAUGGAAAUGCAGUGGCUUCCUUGUCGGGUCCUUGAUUCGAACAUCUCUAGCUUGGCCAUGGAGUUGGUAAGCGCGUUUACAGGUCUGGAGACAGGUCACCAGGGAUCGCCUAGAUUGGUUCAGUGGUUGCCAACGCUUCCGGGUAGUGUCGUUCUUAAUGUGGAUGGCAACGUCCGGGAUGUGCCUAGUCGUGGUGGAUUAGGUGGUUGUUUCCGCAGCACUGAGGGGCAGUGGAUGGGUGGUUUCUUUGGCUAUCGAGAUGAUGCGUGUAUUCUUCAUCUUGAAUUACUGAGAAUCCAUCAGGGCUUAACUCUUGCGUGGGAGCGAGGGUAUCGAGUUGUUGAGUGUCAAUCUGACUCUUUAGAUGCUGUGAACCUUAUUUUGUCUGUGCCUCCUUCCAGACAUCUAUAUGCGUCUUUGAUUUGGGAUAUUAAGGAUCUCAUAUCUAGGACUUGGAUGGUGAAGCUUCUUCAUACUUUGCGUGAAGGGAAUGCGUGCGCAGAUUUUCUAGCUAAGCAUGGCGCGAGUCAGAAUAAAGCCUUGGUGUUGGUUGAGCAGCCAGUGGCAGCCUUGGGUUUGCUUCUCCUUGCGGAUGCAGCGGGUGUCUCCUUUGUGAGGCCUUAG
Lotus japonicus is the source of this 4974-nucleotide messenger RNA. RefSeq lists its product as uncharacterized. The record is from RefSeq and is a predicted model, not a curated record. The transcript is spliced from 2 exons. The coding region runs from base 1 to 4974 and encodes 1657 amino acids. Gene Ontology annotation, molecular function: zinc ion binding; nucleic acid binding; RNA-DNA hybrid ribonuclease activity. Lineage: Eukaryota; Viridiplantae; Streptophyta; Magnoliopsida; Fabales; Fabaceae.